CACAGUCAAUGAUGUUAUGUUUGGCCGUCGCGUUCAAAUUAACACGGGCCCUUGCUUACUAUCGCCCAGCCUGACCGUGACGCUACAUUUUCUUUUCUUCGUUUUGGAACAAGCACUGGGAGCUGAUUCUAGUCUGAACUAUUCUCAGAUGGGCCGAAUUCGAACUGCCUUAGGAAAACACCGGGGUUGUCGCAUGAAUCUCAAUGUUGUCGUGUGGAUCCUCAGAAUGGGCCAGGCCAUCCGGUACUCUGGCCACCACCAUUGGGUACAAGAUGAUCAAAUGGCCGCAACCGUUUUCCGGCAUUCCUCGAUAUCCUGAC
Messenger RNA from Serpula lacrymans var. lacrymans S7.9, 320 nucleotides. RefSeq lists its product as uncharacterized. The transcript has a single exon. The coding region runs from base 17 to 319 and encodes 100 amino acids. The record is from RefSeq and is a predicted model, not a curated record. NCBI's taxonomy places the organism in Eukaryota, Fungi, Basidiomycota, Agaricomycetes, Boletales, Serpulaceae.